Harmonia axyridis is the source of this 1752-nucleotide messenger RNA. RefSeq names its product juvenile hormone esterase-like. The coding region runs from base 76 to 1734 and encodes 552 amino acids. The record is from RefSeq and is a predicted model, not a curated record. The transcript has 11 exons. NCBI's taxonomy places the organism in Eukaryota, Metazoa, Arthropoda, Insecta, Coleoptera, Coccinellidae.
AUAGGUUAGUAAUGAUAUAUCUACAUCUAAAUACGCUUCAGUUGCAUUUCAUACUAAACCUUCAAUGGAAUCAAUAUGUUUUUUGUUUCCUUACUAUUUUUUCUUUUAACUAUCUUCAGUUAUACCUCAUCUACCAAUGAUGCGCAUAUCAAUGAUAAUCCCAUCGUGGAAACAAAAAAUGGUUUGGUGCUUGGAGCCAAGUUUGCAGUUGAAAAUACGACAUUUUCCUAUUAUGGAUUUCAAGGAAUACCAUUUGCUGAACCUCCAAUUGGAAAAAGGAGGUUUUUGCCCCCAGAAUCGAAAAAAAAUUGGACAGGAACUCUGAACGCAACAAGAGACAUUCCAUCAUGUAUGCAGGUUGCCAAACCUGAUUCAACCAUGAAAUUAUCCGAAGAUUGUUUAGUUUUAAACGUUUACUCUCCUGAUCUAAAAGGGUUAUACCCAGUUAUGUUUUAUAUCUAUGGUGGAGCCUUUAUUUUCGGCACAGCAUCCAAGCGGAUAUAUGGUCCAGAACACUUGAUACAGGAGAAUGUAGUCAUCGUGGUCACAAACUAUCGUCUUGGCAUAUUUGGUUUCCUCAGCACACAAGAUGAUGUGGUUCCCGGAAACAAUGGACUUAGAGACCAGAUUAUGGCUUUAGAAUGGGUCAAGGAAAAUAUCAGAGCUUUUGGUGGAGAUCCAAACCGUGUUACAAUUUUUGGAGAAAGUGCAGGAUCAGCCUCUGUCUCCCUUCUCCUUCAAGCUAAGCCUGCGGAAGGGCUAUUUCAUGGUGCCAUCAUGGAAAGUGGAGUUAGCUUGUCUUUGUUCGCCAGGACCAGAGAUCCCUUGGAUAUUGCAUUCUCCACUGCGGAAGGGUUAAAUAUAAUUGCACUGACUUCCAAAGAAUUGGUGGAAAAAUUGAGAGCAGUAGAUGCUAAUGACCUUCAGAAAGCUUCAACCCAGAGCAUGUUUGUGGCAGCCGUACUGGAAAACCCUCUUGGUGGAUUGUUCUUUUCUCCAUGUUUAGAGCAUCAUCAUAAAGGUGCAGUCUUAUCUGAAUAUAAUCAUGAGAAGUUGAUGAAGGGUGGUUUCGCCAAAGUUCCUGUUAUCGUUGGUUUCAAUUCAGCAGAAGGAAAUCCUUUUGCAAUAGCUCUUAAAAAUCACCCCUUAUUGGGACUGAGGUACGACCUCGAUAACGCUCUACUUAUACCACCAAGUAUGAAUGUCAAGAAUUCUCACAAAACGGAAGUUGGUUCUGAAAUAAAGAAAUAUUACUUCGGCAAAAGAACUAUUACGUCUAGCGCACUCCACAUUAGCAAAUAUAUCACAGAUGAUCAGUUCCUUAGACCAACCAUAGAAUUUGUUCGCUUAAUCUCGGCAGUAACACCAACCUAUUUGUAUGAAUUUUCAUAUGUAGGAAGUGCAUCUAUCGGAACAAGAGAACUCCCUGGUGUUGGACAUGCCGAGGAUGUGAAGUAUCUAUGGAACGAUGGAAAACCUCUCGAUAAAAAAGACCAGAUAACAAGUAAUAAGUUGGUCAAACUGUGGACAAAUUUCGCAAAAUAUAGAAACCCCACACCUUCCAGAGAACUUAUUUUGAAAGAAGUAAUUUGGCAACCAUCAAAUUCAUUAAAUUUUUCUUAUUUACAAAUAGAUAAGACUCUUUCAAUGAAAUACAAUCCUAGAAUUAAUGAUGUCAACUUCUGGUAUUCGAUUUUUGACAAAUAUGGCAACCCACCCUAUGACACCUAUUGAUUAAAUUUGUGUUACCUA